AUGCAACUAUAUCGUGCUUCUCGCCGACCUCUCCCUAACAAGACCGGAGAUGGUACCUACCAGGUGGUUAAGAACAGGCCAUCGUUGAUGCAGGAUCUGAGCACAAUCACCUUCCAAGAUCUCAAGACCCUCAAGGCAAUUAUCACUGCCAAGCUCAAGGGCGAGACUCAAUCCGAUGACAAGACAAUGAUAAUGGAGAAGACUAUCCAAUUGGUUGCUGCGCUACCUGGUGGUUCUAAAAGACAAGAGCAGCUCACCAAUAUGUUUAUUGACGAGCUGUGGUACUCUCUUGAACAUCCCCCAUUGUUGUACAUGGGAGACCAAUUCCGCUUUCGUCAAGCUGAUGGAUCCAACAAUAACCCUAUUAUGCCCAAGCUCGGUGCAGCCGGUACUCCUUAUUCUCGCUCGGUCCAUCCCAGCGUCGUGCCACUGGGAGCUUUGCCUGAUCCAGAAGCCAUUUUCGAGUCCAUCAUGGCCAGAGACAAGUUCAUCAAGAAUCCCAACAACGUCUCAAGCAUUCUGUGGUACUGGGCUACCAUUAUCAUCCACGAUCUGUUCUGGACCAACGAAAGGGAUCCCAACAUCAACGACUCGUCAUCAUAUCUCGACUUAGCUCCCCUCUAUGGCCAUAGCCAGGAUGCGCAGAACUCGGUUCGUACAUUCAAAGAUGGCAUGCUGAAGCCUGAUACCUUUGCCGACAAGCGACUCCUGGGCAUGCCACCGGGUGUCUGCAUUAUUCUUGUCAUGUUCAACCGCGUUCACAAUUACGUUGCUGCAAACAUGGCUGCCAUCAACGAAGGCAACAGAUUCGCCAAGCCUUCUCCGACUUUGCAAGGAGAUGCUGCAACUGCGGCUUGGAAGAAGUACGACGAGGAGCUGUUCCAGACAGCUCGCCUGGUGACUUCUGGUCUGUAUAUCAACAUCACUCUAGUCGAUUAUGUGCGAAACAUUAUCAACCUGAACAGAGUUGAUACCGAGUGGACGCUGGAUCCUCGACAGGAGGCCGGCGUCGACGUCGGCACUACGAAGGGCUCUGAACGAGGAGUCGGCAACAGCGUCUCUGCGGAAUUCAACCUCUGCUACCGCUGGCACUCUUGCAUCUCCGAGAUGGACGACGAGUGGAUUCACGCCUUCUAUGACGACCUCUUGGGCGAGAACUAUGGCACCAUGGAUAUGCGCACUCUGAUGAUUGCCAUCCGCAAGUUUGCCAUGGGCAUGCCCAAGGACCCUGCCGACUGCGUCUUUGGCGGCUUCACGCGUGGCGCUGACGGACGCUUUGACGACGACGAUCUCGUCAACUGCAUCGCCACGGCCAUUGAGCAGCCGGGUGGUUCUUUCGGUGCCCGCAACGUGCCUCGCAUCAUGAAGCCCGUGGAGAUGCUCGGCAUCAUUCGUGGCCGAAAGUGGCACCUGACUGGCUUGAACGAGUUCCGCAAGCACUUUGGUCUCAAGGCCUACGCGACCUUUGAGGACAUCAACUCGGAUCCCCAGGUUGCUGACGCUCUGCGUAAUUUGUACCAGCAUCCCGACUAUGUCGAACUCUAUCCUGGCAUCGUGGCUGAGGAGGCCAAAUCACCCAUGGUUCCUGGUGUCGGCAUCGCUCCCACUUACACCAUUUCCCGUGUCGUCUUGUCUGAUGCAGUCUCCCUUGUCCGUGGCGAUAGACACUACACCACGGAUUACAACCCACGGUACCUCACAAACUGGGGUUACAAGGAGGUUGAAUAUGACCUGAAAGUCAAUCACGGCUGCGUGUUCCACAAACUCUUCAUCCGAGCAUUCCCCAACCACUUCAAGCAAGACUCCGUUUAUGCCCACUACCCCAUGGUCAUCCCUCAGGAGAACCGCAAGAUCUUGACCAGCUUGAACCGCGUCCACCGCUUCAGCUUCGAGCGCCCGAGAGCCGCUGCUCCUCGCGUAGAUAUCACCACCUUUGGCGGCUUCAAGCAGGUCAUUGCAAACGAGGACAAGUACCGCGUCCAGUGGCAGGAAGGCCUCGAAAUUCUUUCUGGCCACACCGGCCGCUACAUGCAGGCCAAUGACCGCAAGACGCUUGAAUCUGUACUCUAUAAGGAUAACUGGAGAAGUGCCGUCAAGGCAUUUUACGCAAAGACGGCCGAGACGUUGCUGGCCAAUAAGUCGUACACUAUCAUGGGCAAGAAGCACAUCGACAUUGUUCGCGAUUUCGGCAACACUGCUCACACCCACUACGCCGCUCAGAUCUUCAACAUCCCCCUCAAGACGCAGGAGAAUCCCAAGGGCGUUUUCUCUGAGCACGAGCUAUACGCCUCUCUGGCUGCCAUCUUCACCACCAUCUUCUUAGACAUUGAUCCCGUGAAAUCCUUCUCCUUGAGACAAAAGAUAAAGGAAGCCGCUGAUGCGCUUGGGGAGUCUCUCGAGACGACUAUCAAGUACACCAAAUCUUUUGGCCUUCGCCUCUUCACUGGCAACACCAGCAACGAUCCUCUUUCUACCGCCGGUGUUAAUGCCGUCAAGGCUUUGGCUAAGUCUGGCAUGAGCCCUCAUGAUAUUGCCUGGGGAUUGAUAUUGCCUACGGCUGCUGCUAUUGUUCCAACCCAAGGUCGAUUGUUCGCCCAAGCUCUCGACUGGUACCUAUCAUCCGAAGGCGCUGCCUACGUCGAUGACCUCCACAUCCUCGCCUCGCAGGAGCCCAGCCCCGAAAGCGACGCUCUUCUCCUCGGCUUCGCCAUGGAGGGUGUCCGCAUGGCCGGUGCCUUUGGCCUGCACCAGGUUUCCACCGGCCCCGACAUCAUCACCGAAGAUGACGGCCGCAAAAUCAGCGUCAAUCAAGGCGACAAGGUCUUUGCGUCCUUUGUCUCCGGCGCCCGUGACGCGACUCAGUUCCCCAACCCGGACACUGUUGAUCCCCGUCGCCCUCUCGAGUCUUACAUCCAGUUCGGUGCCGGCACGCACAGGGCUUUGGAUAAGGAAGUCAGCCAGAUUGCAUUGGUGGAGCUCUUCCGUGCUAUUUUCAAGAAGCAGGGUUUGAAGAGGGUUGCUGGGCCUCAGGGCGAGCUGAAGAAGGUCCCGAGACAGGGCGGUCACUGCGAGUAUCUGAGUGAGGAUUGGGGCACUCUUACGCCCUUCCCUGUGUCUAUGAAGGUUACUUGGGAUAAUUAA
Trichoderma harzianum CBS 226.95 is the source of this 3141-nucleotide messenger RNA. RefSeq lists its product as hypothetical. Gene Ontology annotation, molecular function: heme binding; peroxidase activity; iron ion binding. The coding region runs from base 1 to 3141 and encodes 1046 amino acids. The record is from RefSeq and is a predicted model, not a curated record. NCBI's taxonomy places the organism in Eukaryota, Fungi, Ascomycota, Sordariomycetes, Hypocreales, Hypocreaceae. The transcript has 5 exons. Gene Ontology annotation, biological process: response to oxidative stress.